UUUGAAGAGAGCUUCGCUGGAACGAAGCCCUCUUUCUCUCGCCCUCUCCCUCUCUUCUCUCCAUCUCUUCUCAUCCCCAAACCCUAAUCUCCAAUCCCUACACUAGAGGCGAGAAGCGGAAGAGACCCAGAUCGAUCUCAUGGGGCUCUCCUUCAAGGUCUCUCGCACUGGUUCCCGCUACCGUCAUCACCCUCCACCGCCUGACCUACCCGCCGCUGAAGACGCUGGGUGUGUCCCUUCUUCCCCUGAGGAAUUAGAGGGAAAGGUUGGUUUGUUGGGAUUAGAUAAUGGCCUUGCUGAUCAUUCUGUUUCAUUAGUUAAGUGCAAAAAGAAUUCUGAUGAACAAGAGCUUCUCGUGUCUUUCUCAUUGAAUCUAUUUCCUGAUGGAUUCUCUAUUGGAAAACCUACUGAGGAUAUGCUAUUGACUUUGGUCAGAGAUUUGCCCAAAGCAUUGCACCCUUAUGAUAGGGCAUCUAAAAGCUUGUUCUCUGCAAUUGAGAAUGGCUGGCUGCCUGGAGAAUUACUGGAUGACUUGCCAUGCAAGUACCUUAAUGGAACUAUUAUGUGUGAGGUGUGCGACUAUAGAGACAUUAUGUCUAAAGACUCUAAACUAGACAGUAAUGGCACUUCUGAAGUGUUUCCAAAAGUUCAGAAAGUGCACUUACGAAUGGGCACAGAAACUGUAGUGAAGGACAUGCCAUUAAUAUCUGAUGAUGCAUGGACAUACAAUGAUUUAUUGCAAGCUGAAUCUAGGAUUAUUAAAGCCUUGCAACCCGUUCUCUAUUUAGAACCAAAGCCAUCACUGGACAGACUAUGUAAAGCGCCAGUAUUGAAACAGCUUGAUUUAGGCACAUGUGGUACUGCAUCAAAAAGAAAGCAUCACAUCGGACCGGAUGCUGAAUUCAAUAGACAAUCAGACAGGACGGACGCCCUUAGCAACGCUUCCGCGGGCAAUUUAAAAUCCCAAUUAGAAGGUGAAGCAAAAUGUCCUACUCAGUCCCAUUCUACAAGCAUGACAAAUGUGGAGAGUACAAAAUAUGGUAUAGAGCAAGCUUCACCGUUGACAUGCUUCCAUGGCUCGGUAAUCAAUGACCCUUUUUCUUCUCCCAUUGCUGGGCCGGUUUCAUCCAUUAGGACAGCGCGGGACGAAGCUCUUAAAGGCUCAUGCAUAGGUCAUAAAGUUCCCGCGAAUUUUCCUCUGGCAAAGAGUGAUAAGUUGACCCCCGGCGUACCCUGCUUGAAGCCUACUCUUAAACGGCCAAAGCAAGAGCCGCAAGACUUUGAUACACAUCAGAUUGUUACUACUAAAAGGGCAAAAUUUCUUGAACCAGAUCUACAAAGGAAGAUCGCAGCUUUAUGUGAGCCAGGGGAAUCACAGGACCCUCUUAACUUGCUAUGUUCAAGAUCAGAUAACUACACUCAUUCUCAGGUGAUGAAUGAAGAAGUUUCUGGGGAAAAAUGGGUGCCAAACGGUCAGAACCUAUUUCCUUUGUGCUUAAGGGAUGUGCCAACUAGCAUUGUAAAACAGCCCAUUGAGUUUGAAACCAAAAAUAUAGUGAAGUCAGAACCUCUGAAUGGUACAAAUGAACAGGCCUCGAGUGUUAGAAGCGGUAAAACCAGCACGAAUCUGCCUUUGGCUUCUAUAAAACCUUUGCCGCCACAGAUGUACUGGAUAAAUGCCAGUUCAUCCAUAGAGAAGCCUCCCAAGAAGGAAACUGCUUCACGGAUUAAGAAGGCAGUAGGAGCCUCCCAGGUUUCCGCUGGACGCUCACUGAAUUCUCAAUAUUCUCGAGUGGGAGGAAAGCAAACGAACGUGAUAGAAGUUUCACAUAUCAUGCGCGAAGAUGCCUCUCCUAUCGAAACGUCAAAGGGCAAUGUUACAUCAGUACCUGCUACUUUAAAUGAAAAUGCUUUUACAAAUCCUACUUCUACCAAUUCUUUGAUCAGUGCAAGUCAAACUCCAUCUCGCGCUAAGAAGAAUUCCAGAUCCAAGUGCAAAAAUCCAUCCCCUGUCACUAGUGCCAAUGCUUCGGGAAGAGCUGUCAACAAAUCUGAAAUUCCAAACUAUUCAAAAAAUGUCCUUGUCAGAACUCCGUCUUUGCAGUUUCUACCCGAAAUUGAUAGCGUUCGCGCUAUUCGUAUGAACUUCUCAAGGAUUGAAGUGUUGGCCAAAAGGCAUGGGCUGAAUAAAAGAAAGGUUAAGAAUGACAAAAUUCUCAAAACAAGAUCAUUACCUGAUCCACGAAUGCCCCAGUGCUGCUUAAUUAUGGAUAAGAAUACUGAAGACUUUAUUGCCUUUGCUGAAAAGAAAUGCAUGUCAAAAUCCAUUCUUUGCGGUAGCAGGAAUACUUGCAAGAUCAGAAUACUUAGUUAUCGACGUGUCAGAAUUUUAUUCAGGGAUGGUAUGCCCAUCUUUGUUGAUGACUCUUGGAGCAAACUAGUCUUGCGCGAAUCCGACGGGCCUGAUAUCCACAAGGUGGCUGCAGAAAUGCUUUAUGGAGAUAAUGAACAGAGUAUUCAUCUUGCAUACCUUCCAACUGCUCAUCAUGCAGAUUUAUAUGCUUCCCAGUUCACUUCAUUGAUGGUACGUGAGGGAUUUGAACUUCUAGAUGAUCAAGUUCGGUUCCAACCUUCUGCCACCCCUGCUAGCACAUCUAAUAGCCGGAUGGGCUCCCAUGGACCCGGCGAGCUUCCCAGCACCAGGUAUUUUCCAAACCAAUCAGCAGAAACAACUACCGCCAAUAGCAUUCCGACUCUCAAGUGUCUUGGAUAUCCAUCACAAAAUGAUCCAUCGCCUAUGAGUCCAAAUUUGACCAGGCCGAUAGUGCUAGAAAUUGCUCCAGAACUCAGUUGUAUCCCUAUGCAUCAAUCAUUAAACCAAAGCUUCUUGCCAAUUUUUCCGAAAAGCACUUUGGAUGCUACAACUGUUGUGAUGCUUGAUCAACUGCCUAACAACCCCCGUCUUCAGCACCUUAACUUGCAUCAGUUUCAACAACAAUACCAACAACAGUCUAUUAUGCAGCAAACUAUGCCAGGUAAUAGUCUCGGAGGGCAUUCUUUCACUUCAGAUGAGCAAAGAGUUACUGAGUUCUGUUCCUCCAAUAAUCAACAAAUUAGUAGAGGAGGUUCCGCAAUCCAAGCCGCAGUUCUUGCAAGGCUAAAUCGCUCUCCAAGCGUCGGAACAGGGGUCAUAGAAGGUGGACCAAGGAUGAGUCCCUCUUGUGGAACUAUUUGGACAAACGAUGGUUCUCCACUGAGCCCGGCUUUGGAUAUGAGUCCUAGUAAUCAAAACCAAAUCAGAACCAGGACACGCAGCAACUUGUGUUCAAACUAUGAUUUACUGCAUCAGCAUCAGGCACAACAAGCUAGAUUACAACAGCCAGAAAAUUGGCAGCGGCGACAACAACUCUUGCCUCAGCAAUAUAGUUCACCAACUGCAACUCAAAUGAGUCAGUGCACACCAAAUAGCCCAAUGCAGUUUAUUUCAGGAUCAGCUCCACAACAGACCAAUGCCGGCGUUAGUGUUGCUAGCAGCCGACAGGUGAGUGCGCAGAUUGUUGGUUCUGGUGGUAGCGUAACAAGAUCUCCGAUGGGGUUGAAGGGUGUUGGCAAAGGAAGUUCUAGUGGAGUCGGCAAUAACAUGAGGCAGUAAAAUCUUAGUUUUUAUUCCGAAGAGAAGAAAAUGGAAGGGAAAGGGAUCCAUCAGUUGCCGCGUGGUACAAGCGUAGGUAGAUUAUUAUCUUUUCUGUUUUACAGCUGAUAUGAGAAAUUUACAGAAUGUUAAAAUAUCUCCAAUGUUUAUGGAGAAACUAUAUUGUGUUUGUUACUUUUAUAAUUGCCA
Dioscorea cayenensis subsp. rotundata (Guinea yam) is the source of this 3841-nucleotide messenger RNA. RefSeq names its product protein PHYTOCHROME-DEPENDENT LATE-FLOWERING-like. The transcript has 12 exons. Gene Ontology annotation, biological process: regulation of transcription by RNA polymerase II. Lineage: Eukaryota; Viridiplantae; Streptophyta; Magnoliopsida; Dioscoreales; Dioscoreaceae. Bases 140 to 3652 code for a protein of 1170 amino acids. Gene Ontology annotation, molecular function: transcription coregulator activity. The record is from RefSeq and is a predicted model, not a curated record. Gene Ontology annotation, cellular component: SAGA complex.